AGUUUUCAUUUGCAGGGAAACCUUAUGUCUUAUGACUUGUAGGCUAAAACUUAUUAGCAGAGAUUAGUAUGUACUUACCAGCGUUGAGCCAGAACAUUAUACAAAAACUACAAAAUAUCUAUCUUCAAGGAAUUAAAAUUGCUGCACGUACAUCAGGCAAUCAGAAUUGCUUCCUCUUCUUCUAAAGUGUUACAAGAUUUUGUGGAAAUCAAAUCACAUCAAAUUUAUGAGGUAAUAUUAUAAGCCAUUCAUUAUUGACCGAGAAGGUGAGAGCUAGGGUCAGAAGCUUUGUAAAUACCGGAAUACCCGACUUCUGGUACGGUAAUGGAACCUUGAUAAAUACUACAAUAGGUCAACCAUUAAUUAAAUAUUAAUUACCGAGAGUUAAUAUUUGAUUAAAGAAUUGCCUGGCAGUAUGGUUUUUCCAAGCGCUCGCAAGUGAUCAUCAGUUAUUGUCAGAUGUGGUACCAUGACUGAAAAUUGUUGGGACUUUGCUAUAGCUAUUACGGUCAUCGCAGCAAUGACGCCAUGAAGGCGAAUGUUUUACGCAGGGAAUUCCCUUCGGGGGUUGCUUUCCAAACACCAGAGGAAAAAAUAGAGAGAAUUACAGGAUCAAUUUCUACCAAGAUAAGCCUUAAGGAAUCAUCUGAAAGCCGUCAUGGUCCUUCGGAUAGGAACAUGUACACAACAAAUACGACAUUGGCGAGAAAUAGACUAAGAGGACACCCGAAGCCAUUGGAACAACGGACGCAACAAAGGAGAAAUGCCGAGAAGGAUAGUGGUGUACGCGUGAAGCAAAUGUUUUACUGGGGGCACGAGAGAAAAUCACCUCCCAGGAGAAACACUUCACCAUCUACAAAGACAACCUCACAGUUUUCUUAUCCCAAAGCGCAAUUUGAUCCUCGGUUUGAUCAAGAUCAUGACACAAAAUCUGGCAAGCUGCUGCAUUCGCGUCAAUUGAAAGCAUCCUCACAGGGUGGCUCUUGUCCAACCCAGAUCUACUCCAAGUUCAAGUCGAUCCAUUCCGAGAAGAUGAACAGAACUUAUCCGCAGCAAGUCAACAUCAAUGACAACCUUCCAAUGGAUCCCCAUACUCGCAGACGGACCCAUCUCCAGCCUUUAAUGCUCGGUUACGACCCCGACAAACCAAGGUUGGAAAACACCAGUUAUCAUCAACCACCCGACAGGGCGCCCUCAUCAUGGAAGUCCGACGUCUUUCCGACAUCGUCGGCGAGAUCGACGGCGGAAUCGCAUUCCAAUUACACGUGGCCAAUGAAUAUGGACGUAGAGGAUCGACAUGGCGACCGAUGGAGCCCAUUGCAGAACACAUUUGAUAUGGUACAGAAUGAGAAGACAAACUCUAUAUCUCAUGAAGAUCGAUGGGACUUCACGGAUUGGCCUGCACCUCCGCCAAAUUCGGUUACCCCCUCUUCUUUUGAGAUGAGUCAGCCCCCACCCAAUACACCAAAUGAUUGGUGGUAGUAUAGGCCUGUAUGUAUAUAGCGCAUAUACAUUCGUAAUUCCGAAGCUUCGUUAUUCCGAAGGUUCGGAUAUUCCGAAU
Molecule: messenger RNA, 1561 nt
Organism: Lytechinus variegatus (green sea urchin)
Lineage: Eukaryota; Metazoa; Echinodermata; Echinoidea; Temnopleuroida; Toxopneustidae
Exons: 2
Coding region: 529-1482 (317 amino acids)
Source: RefSeq, a predicted model, not a curated record